AUGGGAUGGCUUGCUACAAAGGAUAGACUCAUCCGUUUUGGUGUGAACCUUGAAAAGACCCGUACCUUUUGUCAUGAAGAUGAUUCCAUUGACCAUCUUUUCUUUGCUUGCAGGAAAACAAACACCAUAUGGAAGACCAUUUUGCAAUGGAUUGGUUACUUGAGAACUCCUAUGCAAUGGUAUGUUGAAAAGGCGUGGUUGACACAAGAGAGUAAUAGGAAAGGCUGGAAACGACAGAUGCUUAAAGUGGCACUAGCUGAGACGGUUUACUUCCUAUGGAAAGCUAGGAAUGAUCACAUAUUCAACCAACUUGACAUGGGAAGUGAAAUUAUUCCAAGAAUCAAAACUAGUAUAGUCACUAGCAGUAGCUUAUCUAAACACCUUAGAGGACAUGUUAAUGUAGUCAAUAUGAGCAUUAGCUAG
Messenger RNA from Vicia villosa (hairy vetch), 423 nucleotides. RefSeq lists its product as uncharacterized. Bases 1 to 423 code for a protein of 140 amino acids. The transcript has a single exon. The record is from RefSeq and is a predicted model, not a curated record. NCBI's taxonomy places the organism in Eukaryota, Viridiplantae, Streptophyta, Magnoliopsida, Fabales, Fabaceae.